Notothenia coriiceps (black rockcod) is the source of this 663-nucleotide messenger RNA. Its product is annotated as abhydrolase domain-containing protein 16A-like. The coding region runs from base 25 to 267 and encodes 80 amino acids. The transcript has 3 exons. The record is from RefSeq and is a predicted model, not a curated record. Lineage: Eukaryota; Metazoa; Chordata; Actinopteri; Perciformes; Nototheniidae.
UUCCGUAGCCCUCCUAGUGGAAGAAUGGCUGGCUGGAUGUGGCUCCGCUGUGUUUUAGGGCCUCAUUUGCAACGAAUCCACCGUUCAACGGACCCAUCUCGACCUGAAGGCAGAGCUGGGAGGAGGGGAUGGAACUACCAACCAAGGAGUCUGGAGAAACACUCUGACAGCAUCCUCAGCUGGGCUUCAGCACUGUGGUCUCUGUCCUACUACAGCUCUCCUCUCCUGCUCUGCUAUCUGUACAGGAAAGGUAGGCUGUAUGAAUGAUGUCUGGUGGGAAACACAGGGUGACUUUUUACUGCGGUCAUGACAUAUGCCACUUUUCCCUAUUGUUCUUUUUGGUAAAUGGAAUAGGUUUUUGUUUUGGACUGUGGGCCAGACAAAACAAGACACUUCAAGAUGUCACCUUGGGCUUUGAGUAACUGCGACGUGGGAAAUGAUUCACUUUUUUCUGAUGCUUAAAAGAACAAAUUUCAUUAGCUGUGACAACGAGUGGUUGUAGAAAAGUAGACAACCUUUAAAAGGACUGAGUGGUAAUUUCACUCUUAUAAUUUAUGAAUUUCAGUUUGAUUUUGCAUACUUUUGGCACAUUAGGUUAAACUUAUAUAUACUGUAUAAGGCAGGGGUUCCCAAACUUUGCCAUGCCAAGGACCCCCAUAUAGC